Messenger RNA from Gossypium raimondii (Peruvian cotton), 2147 nucleotides. RefSeq lists its product as uncharacterized. Gene Ontology annotation, molecular function: transcription coregulator activity. The record is from RefSeq and is a predicted model, not a curated record. Gene Ontology annotation, biological process: regulation of DNA-templated transcription. The coding region runs from base 371 to 1660 and encodes 429 amino acids. The transcript is spliced from 6 exons. NCBI's taxonomy places the organism in Eukaryota, Viridiplantae, Streptophyta, Magnoliopsida, Malvales, Malvaceae.
UUUAAUGGCGACUUGAACACUUUUGUUGUUUUGUUUGAUUUGGAUUCCCAACCCCCAAAACCAUAUUAUUAUCAAUAAAAAUGACCCAAAAGCUGACUGUAAAGUGAAAACAAUGGUUAAGUGUUAAAUUAUUGGGGGGCAUAAACAAAGGCAUGAGCUAUUUCUUUCACUCCUGUUGGAUGUUGUACUGCUCCCUACCCAAAAGAAAGAGAAAAAAAGAGGAAAGGCCCCAUCCAUCUCUGAUCUCUCUCUCGAUUUGCAGACUGGGAAUUCAAGAAAAAAGAAGAAACGCCAAAAGAUAUCAUAAACAAAUUGACUAAUCUCCAUCAAACCCCAUAUUUUGUCUUCCAUUGAAGAAGAAAGAUCAAAGAUGCCGAGACCAGGCCCUAGACCUUACGAGUGUGUAAGAAGAGCUUGGCAUAGCGAAAGACACCAACCCAUGAGAGGUUCCAUCAUUCAGCAGAUUUUAAGGCUAGCUAUUGAAACUCAUAGCACAGCUACUAAAAAGAAUAAGGAGUGGCAAGAUAAAAUUAUUACUGUCAUCGUCAAAGCCGAGGAGAUUAUGUAUUCCAAAGCCAAUUCUGAGGCUGAAUACACCAACCCGGAAACCUUAUGGGACCGUGUUAAUGAUGCCAUCAACACGAUUAUCCGUCGAGAUGAGAGCACUGAAACAGGAGAGCUUUUGCCACCUUGUGUUGAAGCGGCCCUUAACCUGGGGUGCUAUCCAGUGAGAGCUUCAAGGAGCCAACGACACAGUAAUCCUAGGACUUACCUUACGCCAAGAGCACCCGAAACUGUUCCUGCAACUCCUAGGAUUUUGGAUAACGGUAGUGAGGAUAGGUGUCCUCAGUUAUCCCCGGUUCAGUCUGGUAGUCAGCUUGCAAGAAUAGCAACCAAUGUGAAUUCGAACACUUCGGUUUCACAAGCUAACCGUCAUAAUUAUCCGUUUCUACCUCAAAAUUGCCCAUCUGGCCAUGACCAAUUGAUGAGGAUGGAAACUAACAGUCCAUCGAACUCAGGUCAAGUUUACCCCCUUUAUUAUGGAAUUCACUAUCAAAAUGCAGAGUCCCAAACAGGUUCUCCAGUGCAGGAAAAUCUAGUGUCUGAUACGAUAAUAGUUGGGAGACCUAUUGGUUCAUCCGUGUUAGAGCCAGCUGAAAUGGGUUCCUUGCAGAAUUUCUUUUCCUCUUCCAAUGUUGAUAUUGGUGGUAAGCGAAUUGGGCUGCAAGAUAUCAGACACACUGAUGAGAAGUUACUUGGGAAAGAAUGUGAUUUGUCCUUGCGGUUGGGUCUAUUUUCUGACCCUUGUAUGCAAGUAGAAAAGAAGUCACUUUGUGAAACCACAGAUGUUGGUCCCAGCAACACUCAAGAUGGGGGCAAACUUAGUGAUGUUUUUCAACAAAAGAGUAAAGAGAUCCCCUUUUUUCCAGAGAGGACUGUUAAUGACCAUUUUGAAUCCUUUUCAAGAAAGUGCUUUAUGGAAAAUGAAGGUCAUAAUGUAGGGGCAGCAACGAGAAAGCGUAAGGCAACAUUUGGAGGCAACUCAGAAGAUGAACAAUUUUGCAAGCAACCAGGGUCCUCAUCUAAUAAUAGAAGACAUGGACCAGAUAAGCAUUUGCUAUAUCACUUCUCGGAGAUCAGGAUGGCAAGAGGAAUCUAAGCGUUGUAAGAAACAGAGGUAGCUUGAAGGACUGGAAAUGGAUUACUGCUGAUGCAGGGGAUAUGGCGCUGGGUUGGGAGCAAGGAUCACAUGCAUGCCUUUGUGGUGUGAUACACUUGAGUAGUCAGAUGCUCAUCUUGGGUAACAUUCAACUUAUUAGGUUUUUAGGAGGCACAAAUGCAUACUAGAAGACUCUUUGGUUGCGGACUUGUGUUGGGUGUUUUGUAGAAUGAGCUUUUAUGCAUUAGCCUUUGUGAUUGAGAUGGUUACCUAUGUAAAGGACUUAUUUGAGGAUUACUUUGUUAUGGGUUGUGAUGUGUAGAACAAGGCAAAUGCUGGUGAGCACCCUUGAUCCAUGUUUAAAGACGUUGGGAAUUGGUGGUUCCCUUUUUAAAUUUCUAAGAGAAGGUAGGUUGCCUUUUUUUACCAUUUUUAUCCGAUUUUGGACCUCUCUAAGCUUUAAAUUUGACGGAGAUUCCUCUCAAAA